CAGGGACAGGGGCGGGGACAGGGCCGGUGGCAGUGCCGGGGUCGGUGCGUGCGGCAGCCCCGGCCCGGCCCGGCCCAGCCCGGGGGGAGCCGCGGCCGAACGGGGCCAUGCGGGGCCGGGCAGGGCUCCGGGCACCGCUCCGGGCACCGCUCCGGGCACCGCUCCGCUCCCCACCGCUGCUGUCCCUGCUGCCCUUCCUGCCCCUCCUGACCCUCCUGACCCUCCUGCCGGCACCCGCGCUGGCCGCGGCCACAGAAACUUCUCCCCAGUUACCAGCACCAGAAAAUGUGGAGAUUUAUUCCUACAACUUCCAGAGUGUGCUGAGGUGGUCUCCUGUUGUAGUGGAGAACGGCUCGGUGUUAUACACAGCCCAUUACAAAACAGGUUUUUUCCAGGAGUGGAGCGGGAUGGGCUGUGCUGGGAGCCCCCAGCCCCAGUGCAGGUUCCCCCCGGAGCUGCGGCGGCGCUGGACGGUCGUGCUGCGCGUCAGGGCCGAGCUGGGCGCCCUGGCCUCGCCCUGGGUGCUCACACCUCCCUUCGUGGCAGAGAUGAACACCACUCUGGGUCCCCCCAGGGUGAACGGUGUGAGCAGCAGCCCCGACUCUCUGCUCCUCAGCAUCAGCUCCCCCUUCACCCCCGAGCCUGGGGACCUCGUCCAGUACCACGUGUCCUACUGGGAGAACACAACCAGUGCUAUAAAACAAAAGCUAAGUGGAAGCAAGACACUAUUCCAGAUUGGAAAUCUAAAGGAAUCAACACUUUAUUGCUUCAGUGUUCAAGUGCAGCUGAAGGUCUACUCAGGUCACUUCUUACAGGGACAGCAGAGUGUCCCAGAGUGUCACAGAACUGCCCUCAGUGAGGCAACCCAAGCUGUGCACAUCAUCCUCCUGUUUGUCCUGGCCUUACUCUUCGUGCCCCCAGUGACAUAUGCUUUGCUGCUUCUGUGGAAGUACCACCAAAAAAUCAAAUAUUGGGCUCAGCCACCCCUGCAAAUCCCAUCACACUUCAGGGAGUUCCUGAGGGACCCUGGCUUGUCUGGCUUGGAGCUGUACAGUCCUGCUGAGGAGGAGCCCCAGGCCCUGGUGGUUGGAGAAGGAAAUGGCCUGGAGGAUGAGGAUCCUUCACCCAACACCUCCAGGGACAGGGGGGACACUGAGGGGACACCCCAGUGAGUGGCACCUGCCCCAGGACUGGCCAGACGCUGCUCCCAUGGCUGCUGGCAGGACAGCCCUGAACAGGGAGCCUGGGAUCACAGGAUAAUCCUGAACAGGGAGCCUGGGAUCACAGGAUAAUCCUGAACACAGAUCCUGGGAUCACAGGAUAAUCCUGAACACAGAUCCUGGGAUCACAGGAUAAUCCUGAACACAAAUCCUGGGAUCACAGGAUAAUCCUGAACACAGAUCCUGGGAUCACAGGAUAAUCCUGAACACAGAUCCUGGGAUCACAGGACAAUGCUGAACACAGAUCCUGGGAUCACAGGAUAAUCCUGAACACAGAUCCUGGGAUCACAGGAUAAUCCUGAACACAGGUCCUGGGAUCACAGGAUAAUCCUGAACAGGGAGCCUGGGAUCACAGGAUAAUCCUGAACACAAAUCCUGGGAUCACAGGAUAAUCCUGAACAGGGAGCCUGGGAUCACAGGAUAAUCCUGAACACAAAUCCUGGGAUCAUAGAAUAAUCCUGAACACAGAUCCUGGGAUCACAGGACAAUCCUGAACACAGAUCCUGGGAUCACAGGAUAAUCCUGAACACAGAUCCUGGGAUCACAGGAUAAUCCUGAACACAGAUCCUGGGAUCACAGGAUAAUCCUGAACACAGAUCCUGGGAUCACAGGAUAAUCCUGAACACAGAUCCUGAUGCUCCAGGGGCCUCUGCCCAGCUCCUCCCGCUCCUCGCUCUGCCAAAAGCACUGGGAAGAGGGAGUGUGGAAGGGAAAGGAAAGGAACACUAAACUGCCUGCAGACAGGUGGAUAAAAGGGGUAAAUUCCCACUCCAGCUUGGAGGAAUAAUAGCACUUUAUUGAUGUGGGAUAACCUGGGACUUUCCAGGGAGUGAAGAGUUGCAGUGUAAAUUCCAUUUCUGCUGGUUUUGCAAUAAUACUCCCAUUCUAGCCACUCCAGUCUGCUUUCCUGAAUCAUUUCAAGUGCAGCACAAACUAUAAAGAAAUUUGUAGGUACUUUCCUUGGGAUGAGGCUGUGCCAAGAACCCCUCCCAGAGAGGUCAGCUCAUAUCUGCCUCCUGCCAGCCUCCUGGAAGCAUUAAUCUGCUCCUGCAGCCAGCCCAGGGCCCUGCACACCACAAAGGACCUGAGAAGAAUUUUGCUCCGAGUUUUUUACAGCCUGUAUCAGUCACUGUCACACACUAAAAGCUCCUGUUGACACCAGAGUUUUCUGGUUUUAGUGCCUUAAAGCAGAAGAGCCCAAGUUAAAUCCCACAUCACCCCCAGUGGGGUCUGGAGUGUCCAAUAAAGCACAAAGAACAAAUGAACCUCUUCUGUAGUAAAAAGAUGGAGUUGUUUGGUUUGUUUUUUGGGUUUUUUUUCUGGGGUUUGAUACCAGAAAAUUGAUAUGAAUUGUUUAAAAAAAAGCAGUAAGAAAUGUGGGGUUUUUGUUUGGAAGUGGCUGGUUGGAAGGCCCUGGCAAAGCUGGUGCCACUGUCUCAGCCUUUCCAGCAGCUGCCAAAAGCUUCAUCAGGUUCCUUAAAACAGAUCUCAUCCCUUGGGAUCAGCCAGGCUGCUGACAAGGGAUUUCAGGGAAGGCUGACUCAUGUGGGAAUGGUCACAUCAGCACCAGGCCUGCUUUAAUCACCCACACUCUGAGGCUGGGCUGGGAACAAAGGGCACAGCUCAUAAAAAGGAACAACCAAACUCACCCAGAAAUAAGGUUAAAAGCUCCUGGGAGUAUCUGUGUGUAUUCCUGAAUAAACCCUGGACUGCUGUCCUGUGUGUAUUCCUGAAUAAACACUGUCCUGGA
This is a messenger RNA of Poecile atricapillus (Black-capped chickadee), 2970 nucleotides long. Its product is annotated as interferon gamma receptor 2-like. Bases 108 to 1172 code for a protein of 354 amino acids. The record is from RefSeq and is a predicted model, not a curated record. Gene Ontology annotation, molecular function: protein binding. The transcript has 8 exons. NCBI's taxonomy places the organism in Eukaryota, Metazoa, Chordata, Aves, Passeriformes, Paridae.